Messenger RNA from Setaria italica (foxtail millet), 979 nucleotides. Its product is annotated as protein Mpv17. Lineage: Eukaryota; Viridiplantae; Streptophyta; Magnoliopsida; Poales; Poaceae. Gene Ontology annotation, cellular component: cytoplasm; membrane. The record is from RefSeq and is a predicted model, not a curated record.
GCAAAAAAGAAAGAAAUAAAAGGAGAGGGAGGAAGGCGCAUACUUCCUUCCCCUCCCCUCUUCUUCCCCGUGGAAUUCUCUCUUGGCUUGCCCGGCGCGGUGGGGAUGCGGCGGCUAUGGCGAUGGUACCAGCAGUGCCUGGCCUCGCACCCGGUGCGCACGCAGGUCGUCAGCUCCGGCAUCCUCUGGGGCCUCGGCGACAUCGGCGCCCAGGCCGUCACCCACCACUACUCCGCCCGCCGCGCCAACAACCCCCCCGAGGAUAAGGAUAAAGAUAAAGAGUUCAAAGUUGAUUGGAGGAGGGUGGGCAUCACAAGUUCCUUUGGAUUUGCUUUCGUCGGACCAGUCGGACAUUACUGGUAUGAGUACCUGGACCGCAUCAUCCGGCGGAGAUUUCAGCCUAAUACAUUCAAAUUUGUUGCCUCUAAAGUCGCUGCGGAUGGUUUCCUCUUUGGACCAUUAGAUCUUCUCCUGUUCUUCUCAUACGUGGGUCUCGGCCAAGGAAGGAGUGUAGAGCUGAAGGAAGAUGUGAAAAGGGAUUUCAUUCCUGCUCUGGUAGUGGGUGGAACCAUCUGGCCAGCCGUGCAGAUCGCGAACUUCCGCUUCAUCCCCGUGCGGUACCAGCUCCUGUAUGUGAACGUGUUCUGCCUCUUCGACAGCUGUUGCCUGUCAUGGAUUGAGCAGCAGGGAGACGCUUCCUGGAAGCGGUGGUUCACAUCGUUCCGGAAAAUCGAAGACCAUAAGAGUAAGGUUUGAUUUUUACUAGUUAUGAGUCAUGUGUGUUGUUCAUCUGGAUCAACAUCUGUAAACUCUUGUUGAUCCAAAGCUGAAAAAUUUGGAACGAGGACGCUUGCUGGCAGCAUCUGUUUAAGCGAAUUGCAAUGCCAGGAAAACUGAGCUUCGAUGUCAUUGUGGACAACUCUCUUGAAUGAAUCUUAAUGGGAAGGAAAAAAGUUGCUGCAUUGCACUGUUAGCUUCA